This is a messenger RNA of Misgurnus anguillicaudatus (oriental weatherfish), 1078 nucleotides long. RefSeq lists its product as uncharacterized. Lineage: Eukaryota; Metazoa; Chordata; Actinopteri; Cypriniformes; Cobitidae. The record is from RefSeq and is a predicted model, not a curated record.
UAGUGACGUAACAAGAUUUCAAUUAAUCAUUUCGGGCGUGGAACGGAUUUUUAAUGCUCAGCACUGUUUGCGCUUUACUUAGAAAAGCACGGGAGAUUCUCCGUAUUAACGCUAUUAGUGUUUAAGAUCGCGUUAAUGGCAUGCAAAAGAAAUUGUACUUUGUACACUCCACUGGGUGAAGUCGACCAACAACCAACAGGAAUUCCAGUUAGCAGCACAAACGACUUGAUAAAGCACCUGAUCGCAAGUCAGAAUGCUUUAGCAGGACAGUUCACUUCUAAGCUGGAUGCAAUUUGCGCUUUUCAACAAGAGACACUGCAGCGUCUCGAGGCGCUUGAAAGAAAAGUGGCGCUGAUUCAGAGGACAGAGGAAGAGUCCACAUCCACAAACAGCCAAAAAAGACGCAAGAGGGCCCAUAAUGUGUCGAUCGCUGAAGCAGUGCGAAGACUUCACAAUUCAGAAAACAAUCCUUACAAAUAUGAUCCACAAACUGGGGUAAAUUCUCCUCACAAUCAAGCUGUGACUACACACCUUCUGCAGGAUUUGUGCAGGGGUCAUUUUGCAAAUGCUGACCCAGAAAUUAUAAAAGCAUCUUGCAAGACAUAUUACGAGACGCAGAGAAGGAAAUUUUCAUUGGCCCAGCCUGAUAAAUCAGAGCUGCGGAACUCCAUUAAAGCCAUGGCAAAAAGCAAGCAAAGAAAAAGAAGAUUGCUGGAGUCCAGGUCUAAGGUUCUGCAGACAGACCUGGAAAGAAAACUGUGGGAAACAGCAACCGCAGACAUGAUGUCUGAUGAAGAGGAUGGUGUUGUGGAUGGGAGGCCAGUGUGGGUUGUUAAGCCACCAGCGGAGAGAAACCCAGAACUGUCAGCUCUGUGCCAGGAGCUACAGAAAAGACUUGAAGCAGAUCUACGCUACGCUGACACCCAUCACCUCCGUGUUAUGUCAGUUAAGAAAGAGGAGCGUUCGUUUACUGAACUGUAAUUUCAUGGGAUGUUUUAGAUUUUUUUUAUACUUCUUAUAUUCUGGAUAUUUACAUUUCAAAUUUCAUUCUUUUAAUAAAAGAUAAAUUUAUUCCCAA